Molecule: messenger RNA, 3969 nt
Organism: Hypoxylon trugodes
Lineage: Eukaryota; Fungi; Ascomycota; Sordariomycetes; Xylariales; Hypoxylaceae
Product: CRM1 C terminal-domain-containing protein
Exons: 10
Coding region: 97-3333 (1078 amino acids)
Biological process (GO): ribosomal small subunit export from nucleus; protein export from nucleus; ribosomal large subunit export from nucleus
Cellular component (GO): cytoplasm; nucleus
Molecular function (GO): nuclear export signal receptor activity; small GTPase binding
Source: RefSeq, a predicted model, not a curated record
CAACUGACGUUCGCCCGACGCACAAUUAGAGCGAGUCUCUGUGGAUUUCUAGGCGCGCAGCCUACUCAUCAUCUCCCCCCCGCCACCCCGUUCGAGAUGGCGCCCAGCAUCCCCGACCUGGAUCUAAUGAUCCAGUCCUUCUACGAAGGUCGCGGUGAACAGCAAAAAGCUGCUGAAACCGCGUUAAACCAAUUUAAAGAAGAUCCCGAUGCAUGGUUACUCGUCGAUAAGAUCCUCUCCGAGUCCCAACACCCGCAGACAAAGUAUCUUGGUCUCCAGAUACUGGACAACGUUAUUAUGACAAGAUGGAAGGUCUUGCCCCGAGACCAGUGUCUGGGUAUUCGCAACUUCGUUGUGAACUUUAUCAUCCAGGCAUCUAGCACAGAGGAGUCGCUUCGAGGCCAACGAACUCUCUUAAACAAACUCAACCUCGUUCUAGUCUCCAUUCUGAAGCAAGAAUGGCCUCACAACUGGCCUACGUUCAUUAACGAAAUCAUCUCGGCCUGCCGAUCCAACCUAUCCAUCUGCGAGAACAACAUGAUCAUUCUCCGCCUUCUUUCUGAAGAAGUUUUCGACUACUCGGCCGAGCAGAUGACCUCAGCCAAAACGAGAAACCUCAAGACUACUAUGUGCAAUGAGUUCUCGCAGAUUUUCCAGCUGUGCCAGGAGAUCCUUUCCUCGGCGAACCAAACAAGUCUAGUAAAAGCUACUCUAGAGACAUUACUACGAUUCUGCAACUGGAUCCCGCUAGGAUACAUCUUCGAGACCCCGCUUAUCGAAACGCUGCGUACACGAUUCCUCGAAGUUCCAGAAUUCCGCAAUGUUACUCUUCAGGUGUUGACUGAGAUUGGUGGCUUAGUGACGGGGAGUCCAGGACAACCAAAUGCAUAUAGUGAGCAGUUGGUAAAGAUGUUCGUUGACGUCCUCACGACUAUCGCUGGCAUCAUUCCCUUAGAGCUGGACUUGAAGAGCACAUACCCUCAAAGCAACUCUAAAGAUCAGGAAUUCCUCCAGAUAUUAGCACUUUUCCUCUGCAACUUCUUCGGUCAACAUGUCGAUCUCGUCGAGAACCUCCCGAACAGAGACUUCCUCACGCAUGGUCACUUUUACCUAAUCCGAAUUUCUCAAAUCGAGGACCGCGAGAUCUUCAAGAUUUGCCUAGACUACUGGCUCAAGUUGGUACAGGAGCUGUACGAGGAGAUGCAAACUGCUCCUUUGCAGGACAUGAACCCCCUUAUGAUGGGUGGUGGAUCGGCCAGCGGAGCAGUAAACCCAGGCCUGCUGGCCAACUUCCCGCUACGAAUGCACAAGUAUAAGGAAGUCUUAUCCAACCUUCGAGUAGUCAUGAUCGAAAAAAUGGUGCGACCCGAAGAGGUACUUAUUGUCGAGAACGACGAAGGUGAGAUUGUGCGCGAGUUUGUCAAGGAGAGCGACACAGUACAACUCUACAAGACCAUCCGCGAAUGUCUUGUCUACUUAACACAUCUUGACGUCGUUGAUACCGAGACUAUCAUGACUGAAAAGCUCCAAAAGCAGGUAGACGGUACUGAGUGGUCAUGGCAUAACUGCAACGUUCUAUGCUGGGCUAUCGGCUCGAUUUCACUCGCGAUGAAUGAGGAGACCGAAAAACGUUUCCUCGUUACCGUCAUUAAGGAUCUACUUGGACUCACGGAAAUGAAGCGUGGGAAAGACAACAAAGCCGUCGUAGCCAGCAAUAUCAUGUACAUCGUUGGACAGUACCCUCGCUUCUUAAAGGCUCACUGGAAAUUCCUUAAGACGGUUGUUAACAAGCUAUUUGAGUUCAUGCAUGAAUCUCACGAAGGCGUUCAGGAUAUGGCGUGUGAUACUUUCAUCAAGAUUGCAAGGCAGUGUCGACGACAUUUUGUCGCCCUACAACCUAGUGAGAACGAGCCUUUCAUUGAAGAGAUUAUCAGGAACCUCCAGCGCAUAACGUGCGACCUCACGCCGCAGCAGGUGCAUACCUUCUACGAGGCUUGUGGAUACAUGGUUGCCGCGCAGGGUAACAAACAUCAGCAAGAACGAUUACUUGCCGAACUCAUGAACGCUCCCAAUGCUGCUUGGGACGAAAUUAUCCGCGCAGCUACUCAGGAUCCCCAGAUAUUACAAGACUCCGACACGAUCAAGAUUAUCGGAAAUAUUAUGAAGACGAACGUAUCAGCUUGCUCCUCCAUUGGCCCCUACUUCGGCCCACAGAUUGGCAGAAUAUACCUGGAUAUGCUCCAGAUGUACCGUGCUACCAGCCAAUUGAUCUCGGAGGCCGUCGCUCGUGAUGGCGAACUUGCUCCACGCAUGCCUAAAGUCCGAGGAUUGAGGACUAUCAAGAAGGAAAUCCUGAAGUUGAUCGAGAGUUACGUCGAUAAGGCCGAAGACCUCCAAGCGAUCCGCCAGCAAAUGGUUCCCCAGCUCCUCGAUUCGGUGUUGGUGGACUACAACCGCAAUGUCCCGGGCGCCCGAGACGCGGAGGUCCUCAAGGCCAUGUCCACUAUUAUCACAAGACUUACUGGCCUCAUGGAAGAUCAAGUACCGAUCAUCAUGCAGAACGUUUUCGAAUGCACUCUUGAGAUGAUUAACAAAGACUUCUCGGAUUUCCCAGAGCAUCGAGUCGAAUUUUUUAACUUGCUCAGAGCCAUCAACCUACACUGUUUCCCUGCUCUCCUUAAGCUUGAUAAUCGCCAGUUCAAGUUCGUUAUCGACGCUUGCAUGUGGGCUAGCAAGCACGACAAUCGUGAUGUUGAAAGUGCUGGACUUAACAUGUGCCUGGAGCUUGUCACGAACAUCGCCGAGAAAACCGACGUGCAAACAUCCAACGCUUUCUUCCAGCAGUUCUUCAUCGGCAUCUUACAAGAUGUGUUCUUCGUUCUGACCGAUCCCGACCACAAGGCCGGGUUCAAGACGCAAUCCUUACUGUUGAUGCGAAUGUUCUACUUUGCUCUCCCCGCCGAUGGAUCCACGCCAAAGAUCCAAGGACCUGUCUACACGGACCAAGCACCAGCCGGUACGAGCAAUAAGGAUUUCCUCGCCGAGUUCGUUGGUGGUCUUCUACGUAAUGCUUUCCCCAACCUUCAAAUUGCGCAGAUCGGUGCAUUUAUUGAAUGCCUUUUCACUUUGAACACCACGUAUGAGAAGUUCCGACUCCAAGUACGAGACUUCUUGAUCUCCCUCAAGGAGUUCGCUGGAGAUAAUGCGGACCUAUACGUGGUGGAGAAGGAGCAAGAAGCUCGCGACAAGCUCACUGCCGACCACGAGAGACGAGCGAAGGUUGGAGGCUUAUUAAAGCCGUCGGAAAUCGAGGUAGAGGAUGACGAACUGUGACUGCGUCAAGAGUUCAGGAAUGAAUUCGCUCCCCGGCACAACUCGAGCACAAACGAUCCAUCCAAGCAGGCUUCGGUUGAUCCUCUUGAUGGAUGGGACAUUUAUGGGCUUUGAAAGCUCCUCCGCGGUACUCGAACGGGACUGAUGAGACCUUGACCUUUUACCUUUUUGUCGAAUCUCUUCGAGUGCCUAUUCUCUAUUUUCCUGUACGUGAUACCAAGAUAGAACUGCAUGGCUAGGCGAUUUCAACCGUUUCUGGACGAUUACAUCGCUUAUAUGGCCCAUAAAGCUACUCAGCUCAGUUGCAUUUUUUUCUUGUCCCGAAGUCUGAACCCGGUAAAGACAUAAUAGGCGGAUAUAAGAGAACGAAGUCUUGUGCCAUCAUGACAAGCGCAGCAGAGGUGGACCAAAAAAAGGGGACAAUAAUGGGAAAGAGGAGAGAAAUGAUGAAAUGCAUAUAUCCGGUUUUAUUGGAAUGACCAAAUUCUCGAGGGCGGAAGGAAGGGGAAGAGGUGCAGUUCGCUAGGAAAAGGACGGAAGGGAGGGUAGGCAGUCUUGUGCCGAUACGAAGGCCAGAAAAAAAGAAAAAGAAAAGAAAAGUUAGGGAGAUAAACCAUCGUUCAGUUUUUUAUAUGC